This is a messenger RNA of Melitaea cinxia (Glanville fritillary), 1089 nucleotides long. It is a transcript of the gene AstA-R1, whose product is annotated as allatostatin-A receptor. Bases 1 to 1089 code for a protein of 362 amino acids. The record is from RefSeq and is a predicted model, not a curated record. Gene Ontology annotation, biological process: G protein-coupled receptor signaling pathway. The transcript has 3 exons. Gene Ontology annotation, molecular function: G protein-coupled receptor activity. NCBI's taxonomy places the organism in Eukaryota, Metazoa, Arthropoda, Insecta, Lepidoptera, Nymphalidae. Gene Ontology annotation, cellular component: membrane.
AUGGAGUCUACAGAAGACGAAUUUUACAGCAUAUGCCUCAACCUCACAAGUGAAGAAAUCGCCAGUAUCGGUCGUUGCAACUAUAGUGCAGACUUCGAAAAUGGCGAACUGCUUGAAAAGGCUGUGUCCACAGUUGUUCCAAUUUUCUUUGGAUUUAUUGGAAUUAUUGGAUUAGUGGGUAACGCAUUGGUUGUUCUUGUUGUGGCAGCGAAUCCUGGAAUGAGAUCGACGACAAAUCUUCUGAUUAUAAAUCUGGCUGUAGCUGACUUACUAUUCGUAAUAUUCUGCGUACCUUUCACUGCUACAGAUUACGUGAUGCCGAGAUGGCCUUUCGGAGACUGGUGGUGUAAAGUCGUUCAAUAUUUCAUAGUUGUCACUGCCCACGCAUCUGUGUACACACUGGUUCUGAUGUCCUUAGACAGAUUUAUGGCAGUAGUUCAUCCAAUAACAUCAAUGUCUAUAAGAACAGAAAAGAAUGCGCUGCUAGCGAUAGCCUGCAUUUGGGUUGUGAUUCUAACAACAGCUAUACCAGUUGCAAUAUGUCACGGAGAAAGAGAAUAUUCAUACUACCACAGAAACCAUUCUUCUUGUGUGUUUUUAGAAGAACAAGGCUACAGCAAAUUAGGAUUUCAAAUGUCCUUCUUCCUAUCAUCAUAUGUAAUUCCAUUAGCGCUUAUAAGCGUGCUUUAUAUGUGCAUGCUGACGAGAUUGUGGAAGAGUGCACCUGGUGGGAGAGUGUCAGCAGAGAGUAGAAGAGGCAGGAAGAAAGUGACGAGAAUGGUGGUAGUCGUGGUGGUAGUCUUCGCUGUAUGCUGGUGUCCAAUACAGAUCAUCCUGUUAGUGAAGGCACUGGACGCGUACAACAUAACAUUCUUAACGGUGACCGCACAGAUCGCGUCGCACGUGCUGGCGUACAUGAACAGCUGCGUCAACCCAGUCCUGUACGCGUUCUUGUCUGAGAACUUCAGGAUCGCCUUCAGAAAGGUAAUGUACUGCCCGCCUUCUUAUUCUGAGGCUAUGUCAGGAAGACCACAGCCCACUAAGACCACACGAACUGGCAACGGCAACUCCUGUCACGAUAUUGUUUGA